Ectocarpus siliculosus is the source of this 1955-nucleotide messenger RNA. NCBI's taxonomy places the organism in Eukaryota, Phaeophyceae, Ectocarpales, Ectocarpaceae. The record is from the annotation of a GenBank genome assembly.
AUGGCAAAGUUUCAACCGGCUGUGGACAUAUUAUUCCACCACAUAUUAUUCCACCACGCACGUGCCCCCUCAAAGAGCCUGCCUCUCUUCCCCCCCCUCUCUCUUUCUCUCUCUCUCUCUAUCUAUCUCUCUCUCUCACGCGCCCGCCCCCCGCCGCGUUCCACACCGUUCUCACUGUAUUUCGCAACCCGGAUCCGACCAAGGAAGCAAGAGGAUCAACUGCCUCAUCCACCUGCCGUUGAUAAGAGCAAGAUGAAGAUCUCCGCUAUCCUUCUCGUUGCCGGUGCUGCUCUGUUGGCCUUCACCGCCGCGGAAGAGUCGUCGCCCAACGAACGCCAGUUGAGCGGCAGGGGCAGGGGCAAGCGCAACCGCGAUUCUUCAUCUUCUGAUUCGUCGUCUGAUUCAUCUGACGAUGGCUGCGCGGACCCGGCACAGGCCAUCCUUGACCUGUUCGAUUGCUUUGAGGCCGAGGAUGUUCCUUGCGUGGUUGCUGGCUACGGCCCAGGGUUCGAGACUUACCACAACGAGAACUUGGCCGCCACAGACCUCCAAUUUACCGAGGAGUUUUGGACCCUCAGUCUCUUGGUGCUGGACUUUGACUUCGACGUGAAGUUCUACAAGAACCUUGGCUCUAAUCAAGCGACGGUACGCUACGUUCAGACCGUGACGACCACUGACGGGGUGAGCGUGGGAGCGCCGUCGUCUACCGAAUACCCUUUCAGCUAUGCCCGCGACCAGCACGAGCAUGUUAUUGCGACGCUCAACGACGACUGCCAGGUGGAAAAAUGGGACCAGUAUGGCGACAACCAGGAACAAAACGACGUGUUCGACGCAACCAACGCUGUGAUCUGCGUUAUCGGUGCCUCCGGUCUCCCCAUCGAGGAUUGUGACGUCACUCCCCCGGAUGAACCCGAGGUCGCCCAGUGAGGUGAUCGCUCAGAGCCGGACUGAACUAUCUGCUUUGACGCACGCACUCAUAAGGGCCGUUUGUCUGACAGUAUCUGGAGGCCAGACAGGUUCAGCUGAGAUGACUUUCGAGAUUUGACAUUGUACAAUUUUUUGUUGACGGCGGUCUCGACUACCAAGCCUGACGACGCGCUUUCUGAGCAGUAGCCGCCGCGUACUUGAGAUGGCCUCGGAUUGCUUAUAUGAUAUGAUGUACCAGACUUAUUCUGUUGCAUACGGUUUUGUUUUUAAGAGUACUUGAUAUGACCUCGGAUUGCUUCCAUGACAGUGCUAGAGGUGAUGUACGAGACUUGUUCUGUUGCAUUUUGUUUUUAAGAGGAACAAUAUAAAGAGUCGCCGUUUCGAAGCGGGGCACAAAUAAGUGCUGUUAGUUCGCGAUGGCCGAUCCGCAGUGUCGUGUGGGGAUCGUUGAUGCGAUCAUCAAUAGAGAGUAGUGCCGUCUCGAAGCGGGACAUGAAUGACAUUUGUGCGUGAAAUGGCCGAUCCGCAGUCAGUCUCGUGUGGGCAUUGUUGUUCCUGAUUUUCACUUGCAGUAGGUGCCAGGUGUUUCAGACUAUCGGUAGUCGUGAUCGUACUUCCCAAUAGACGACGCCGUUCGUGUAGAGAAAAGAGAUAUCGAGAUUUGCUUUAACGGAGUUGUUGCAUGUAUUUGUGGGUUUCGCUUAGCGGUGUUUUCAGAGCAAGGGACAUGGCAUGGUUGGCUUGUUGACAAGAGAGUAAAGUGCGUCCAAAGGCGCGGGCGGUUAAACUUGAGAAACGGUUCUGUUUGUCGAGAGUUACAUGUUGGGCGACGAUGACCCGAUGACCCGCCACCUUCCUCCUGUGUACGAUAGCACCCGAUUCCAUAUUAUAGGGCGAUGCCCUGCGUUGAGCAAUUUGACCAUUGACCAAGUUUGAUGUAGUGAUCCGAAUGUAACAAGUUCCCUCCGUGGAGGGCCAACCCAACUUUGUCCUCUGCUGGUGAAAGAUCAACCGCUAGCUUUUGUUUA